CCGACAAUGAUAAAGAACUUCAACCAAAAAAAGCACAAAAACAUCGACUAGAGUCUCGAAGCUGCUGAUGAUUGGUGAUUGUGGAGUCAAGCCGCGUGCCGUCUGCCGCUGUCAUUCUACUAUUGUCGUCGCGGGUUUAGCCAUGGCAACUCCUCCGUCGCAGCACGGUUUCAGAUGUCGUUUGCAGAUUUACACCGUCAUUUACUAGAAAAGACAUAGAAUAUAAGCUGGCAGAGAAUCUUCAGCUUGUUGAGCAUCCAAUUCUUUCGCAUUGCGCAGCCUUGCCUUUCGCGCAGGUGACUUUCCACGCCCAUACAUUCUUCACCCGUGUACAUACUCGAUACAUUCGGGGCUUUUUGACCUAAACACAAUCAACUCAUAUCCUAUAAUCAACAAAUGUGGACACAGCGCGCGACGCCCCGAAGCGAGCGCACGGGAUCGAUACACUCAGUCGCCUCACUCUACAGUGGCCGGCCGGAGUCAGUCGCUUCGAACCAGUCAUUUUCGCAGGUCAGAGGAUACGACUCAGAUCAAUCCUCAGACAACAAUUUCGGUGAAGAGCAGAUGUCGACACGCCCUGUUAGCAAAGUCGUCAUUCCAGCAAUUUGGCAGUCUCGUCGUCAGGAACCCAAGCUCGCAACCCCUGUCGAGCAGCCAGCUGUCGAGGCCUGGCGAGACGAGCAAGUCAAAGAGCACAUCGUCAGCGCUAUGCCACAACCACUAAAGACUGCACCACAAGCUCAGUGGGUAAAUCCCAAUGAGGACGAUACCGAGUCUCUUGCGUCCACACUCGAUGGCGAAGACCAGGUCUUCGGCUAUCCUGAGAAGACACCAACAUCGAUUCCAGUGAUGAUCUAUGCCGACGACGCUAAUGAUGAGCCCAUGUCGCCAGCUCCAGCACCGCAUGUUGCAGGCCCUCUGGAGUCACAACUUGCUGCGCUGAUGUCGAAGCUCAUCUACAUCGAGCGAGAGAACCCCGUGGCGGCUGUCGAGCCGGCCGAGUAUCAUGAGAUGAAGGCCCGAUUGAAGAAACUCGAAGAAGAGAAAGCACAACUCUGGAGCCGACACACAGCCAUCUGGGCUCUGCGCGAUGAGGACCUCGAGAAUAACAUCAAGAUCCGCGGACUCCUGGCCAAGAAGGAUCGCGAUCUUGUAGCGAUGACAGCUCUGCGCGACGAAGAUCUAGUCAACGUUCAAAUCGUCCGCAGUAAGUUAUCCGAAAAGACACGAGAACUCGAGCGCAUGCAAUCGCAAGGCGGAACCAGGAGUCCAAACCGCGGACGACCAGGAAGCUUCAUUGAGCGCCGCGCCACAAACGACCUCUUUGCUCAGGCCAAGUCAGCAGCACUCGAGCAGCGCGUGCUUGAGUUGGAGAAAAGGAACUCGAAUCUCGUUUCGAAGCUUGAGUCCUUGCAAGGCAGUGCCAGCAUCGACGAUCUCAACCGCAUGACAGCGCACCAGGCUUGGGGCGACCACGUUGCUGACCUCGAGGCACAACUCAAGGCCAAAGACGCCGAAUUGGCCAGGCGAUCAAGUGUCAGCACAUUUGAGGCCAAGCCGAGGGACAGUGAAUGGUCGAGGGUUGAGGCGAUUGUACAGGAGCAUGGCGCGUAUCGAGAGAUGGUCGGCGGGAAGCUGCAAGCACUCCGAUCGGAGAAGGAGACUCUUCAGAGGCUUUUGCACACGAAGGAGGACGAGUGCCACGCACUGGAGCUCAACGUGCAAAGCUUGAGGCGGCGCACCAUGGCCAACUGAUCGAGGAAGAUGGCGGACGUCUGCACAGGAGGCUGAUAU
Messenger RNA from Boeremia exigua, 1794 nucleotides. RefSeq lists its product as uncharacterized. The coding region runs from base 397 to 1755 and encodes 452 amino acids. The record is from RefSeq and is a predicted model, not a curated record. Lineage: Eukaryota; Fungi; Ascomycota; Dothideomycetes; Pleosporales; Didymellaceae. The transcript has a single exon.